Messenger RNA from Aspergillus tanneri, 453 nucleotides. RefSeq lists its product as uncharacterized. The record is from RefSeq and is a predicted model, not a curated record. The coding region runs from base 1 to 453 and encodes 150 amino acids. NCBI's taxonomy places the organism in Eukaryota, Fungi, Ascomycota, Eurotiomycetes, Eurotiales, Aspergillaceae. The transcript has a single exon.
AUGGGCUUCAAAACAGAUGCUGCAAGCUCGAAGCCUUCCGGUAAACAACAGAGAUCCAGGUCAUCACCAGGGCCAUCCCAGGUUACCGGAAUGGAGCAGCAAACGCAUAUAUUGGGGGAGGAAACACAAACCGAAAGCGACGAACAACUAGGGACGUCGUUUGAUCCCAUAUUGUCUCAUGAUGUCGAACGUAGCCCUAAAAGAUCCCGAGAUAAUGCCUUCUCUCUCCGAGUUACCAGCAGCACCUUCUCGUGCAUCCGACAAGAAACCAAGGUAUUCGGUUUCUCGGAGAGGCACGAGAAGCGGCGGGAGCGGAAAGCCCUAGGUGAUGCAAAUCAGAACAGCCAGCCAAAUUUCCAAACCAGCAGCCCACCGCACUCCAGUCAGCGUAGCGAUGUUCAAGCCAGUUUUGUGAGAUUGCCGAUGAGAAUCGUCUGCAAGCCAUUGACCUAG